Anopheles gambiae (African malaria mosquito) is the source of this 1385-nucleotide messenger RNA. Its product is annotated as putative methyltransferase C9orf114. Bases 1 to 1320 code for a protein of 439 amino acids. The transcript has a single exon. The record is from RefSeq and is a predicted model, not a curated record. NCBI's taxonomy places the organism in Eukaryota, Metazoa, Arthropoda, Insecta, Diptera, Culicidae.
AUGAAAGUGAACGAGAAGAAACGACUAACCGAGCGGGAAAAGAUGGAAAGGCGUGAGCGCAAACGCCACAAACGCCACGAUCGACUGCUGGACCGCGUGAAGCAGGAGUUCGAGGACGUGGAAAGGGAGAAAGCGGGCAUGACGGAGGUGGAAGUCACACCGGUAGCGGAGGCGGAGUACGUUUCCACGGUCAGCAUUGCCGUGCCGGGUUCAAUCAUGGACAAUGCACAAUCGCCCGAACUGCGCACCUAUCUGGCCGGACAGAUAGCACGUGCCGCUUGCAUAUUUCAGGUCGACGAGGUGAUUGUGUUCGACGAUUGCGGCUCCAGCAACCAGCUGACGGACAAGUUGGGCACAAUUCAAACGAACGAGGGAUCAACCUCCGCCCGGCGCUGCUGCAUCCAGCUGGCGCGCAUUCUGCAGUACCUGGAGUGUCCGCAGUAUCUGCGCAAAUACUUUUUCCCGCUGCACAACGACCUCAAGUUCACGGGGUUGCUGAAUCCGCUCGAUUCCCAGCACCAUCUGCGGCAGCAGAGUGAGUUCGUGUUUCGGGAGGGUAUCGUGACGACCAAACCCACCAAGGGUAACAAGCCCGGCGCGUUUGUGAACGUUGGCCUGCUGAACGAUGUGCUGGUAGACACGAAGCUUGACCCGAAUCUGCGCGUCACUGUGAAGUUGCCGGCGGGUGCAGACUUGAAGUCUAAAAAGCUCCGCGGCAAGGUAGUGCCUCCGUCCCAGCCCCGGCAGGAGACGGGCAUUUACUGGGGGUACACGGUGCGGAUUGCCAACUCGCUGUCGCAGGUAUUCACCAAGAGUCCGUACAAGGGCGGGUACGAUAUGACCAUCGGUACCUCGGAUCGGGGAAAAAACGUUCACGAACUGCAACCGGCCAGUCUGUCCUAUCAACACGCGCUCAUCGUUUUCGGUGGUGUGCUUGGACUCGAACCGGCACUGGAUAACGAUCAGAAGCUGAACGUCGAUACGGUGGAGGAUCUGUUCGAGGAGUAUCUGAACACGGUUCCAACGCAGGGUUCGCGUACGAUACGCACCGAGGAGGCGAUCCUCAUCUCCAUGGCGGCACUGGGCGACAAGCUGAAGCCGGUCAAUGCUCCCAAACCGUUCACCAGCUUCGAGGCCAUUCCGCAGAGCCAGGACACGGGCAUCAAGCAGUACGCGUUCAACGAGAAGCGCACGAAGGUGGACCCUAUGGAGGCGUUGAAGAGCGGGAGGCCCGUACCGAUUGCGAGACCCAAUGUGGAGAUAUCCCAGCCAGCACCACCGCCCGUCGACAAGUACGGUGAUAUGUCACGCUUUGAUUAGAGUGUGUAUGUGCGCCGAUGGAAUUGAUGGAAACAGAAAUAAAAAUUUAUUUACGCGCUACUUCA